This is a messenger RNA of Dermacentor silvarum, 3375 nucleotides long. RefSeq names its product cytochrome P450 6B5. The transcript is spliced from 14 exons. Gene Ontology annotation, molecular function: oxidoreductase activity, acting on paired donors, with incorporation or reduction of molecular oxygen; heme binding; iron ion binding. The record is from RefSeq and is a predicted model, not a curated record. NCBI's taxonomy places the organism in Eukaryota, Metazoa, Arthropoda, Arachnida, Ixodida, Ixodidae. The coding region runs from base 115 to 1683 and encodes 522 amino acids.
UUCGCGAGGUCGCAGCGCACUCCGCGCACGACGCACACACGUUCUUAAAAGUUAUUCCGCCGGCGUUCCUACAACUUGGGAAGCGGUGCUCCCUACGAUCCGUGGAACGGUGUCAUGGCAUCUGUCACAGCUGACUGGAACGCACUUAUAGCCGUUACAGUUGUCGCCGUUUCCGUGGCUGCGUUAUGGAGGUGGCGGCGAAACAGAUUCAACCUUUUCAAGGAACGAGGGAUUCCUGGCCCCGAGCCAAGUCUUUUCUCGGGAAACUUCUACCAGUUCUGGCAUCAGGACACAAUCAAGGUUAUGGACGAGUGGUCAAAUACCUAUGGUGACAUCUACGGGUUCUACAACGGCGAUGCUCCAUUUCUCAUGGUCAAGGAUCUCGAACUUCUUAGGCGCGUCUUCAUCAAGGACUUCCCCAUGUUUGUGGACAGAGGGGAUGUGUGGGCCCUGGUUAACGCGCGCUCCGAGCAGCGAAACUCCAUCACCUUUGCGAAAGCCGACCGGUGGAAAUUCAUCAGGCGGUUCGUCUCCAUGGCCUUCACAUCGGCAAAGUUGCGACCAAUGGUGGGCAACAUGAACGAGGCAGUGGACCAUUUCCUCGACUUGUUCGAAGCCCGGUGUCGAGAAGCCUCCGACGGACAGGCGAACGCCUGCCCGCUUCUUGGCACUCUAGCUUUCGAUCUGGUUGCCGAGACCGCCUGCGGUAUCUUCCUGGACGUGCAGAACAAGCCGAAUGACGAGUACUUCUGCUCGGCCAAGACGUACGUCCUCAACGUCAUCGAAAGUACCUACCAGAGGGCUGGUCAGUUCUUCUCAGGAGUAAAAAGCCUCGUGGCAGUCACAUGCAUCCUGGAGCGGUACUUUGGAUAUGAGCCACUCGCGGGCCUGGCCAAGAAGGCGGAACCUAUUGUUGCAAUCAGGGAAAAAGACCCAAGCCUCGCUCGACCAGACUUGCUACAGAGUCUCCUGGAAGCCAAGGUUCCUGAAGAGCUCCUUACGCGGCGGGAAUUUCGCGAGCGUACAAAUGACAAAGGGGACUUCCUCAUGCCGCUCAAGGAUGUCGCUUGCAAUGCCGCCGCCAUAUUGACUGCUGGGUUUGAGACUGUAUCCGCCAACACCUCUCAAUGCGUGUUCUGCCUUGCCAAGUAUCCAGAAGUCCAAGAGAAAGUGAGGAAAGAAGUGAACGCAGCCUACGAAAAAUACGGUGAAUUCUCGUACGACGCCAUCAGUGACCUACCAUACACGACGCAGGUGAUAUUCGAGACGCUUCGCCGUUAUUCUCCAGUGAUCGCGUUCACAUCAAGGCAAGCCGCCUGUGAUUACCGUUACAAGGACAUGAUCCUGCCAAAAGGGCUCAACAUAAUGGCCUGCACCCAACAGAUACACAUGGACCCGCGUUACUGGGACAGGCCGGAAGAAUUCGAUCCCGACAGGUUCUCUCCUGAACAGAAAGAGUCGCGGGAUCCACUCGCCUUCCAGCCUUACGGAAUCGGGCCUCGCAACUGCGUGGGCCUUAAGUUGGCGCAGCUCGAGAUGAAGCUCAUUGUUGCCAAGCUGGUGCAUCGUUUCCGGCUGCACUUAGGCUCCAGACACGAAAACGGUGAAUUAGAACUGAAGACGCAAUCCAUCGUAGCUUCGCCCAAAAAAGGCGUCUGGGUCAGCGUUGAGAAGAUACGGUAGCUGCGCCAACGACGAUGCCCAGGAGGUGUGCGACGUACGCUCGACAUUUCAUUUGUAAACAAACAAAAAGCACUCAUUUAUAACCUCCCGAUUCUCAUUUUGUGGACACAUGCAGCGCAAAUGGUGGAAUAUGCACGCCCAUGAAAAAAAUUCUGGAAACUACUUAUGACUUAUACUGACAGCAAGGCCAUGGAAGUCAUGGGAGAUGUCAUAGGAUUCCGCAAAAGCAUUUCCUCUGGCGUUUGACGACUAAGUUUUACAUAUAAAAAUCACAGAGUAAUAAAUAAUGCCAAUUUGCUGUAUUAGAGUUCUUCGGAUUAGGCCGGCAUGUCCUUUUUUGCAACCGCCUACCUUUGAUGACGUCACAAAUAUUGUCUCUUUCUUCGCUAUAUAUGUUGAUUCGAACACGUGUAUGGGUGUGUGUGCACAAAAAACCUACUUAACUUAGGCCAGAUUCGUUUCAUAGUUUUGAUCAAAGGACUUUGAUGAGGUCCGUUAUUAUUAACUCGAAAGAUGCGCCGCUUGUUUGAUUGCCUCAUUUAUCUAAUCGUGGCGCUUGAUCUUUGUGAACGAAGUAUGUAUAAUCAUAGACGCCAUCUCAUCAUUCUCAGACAACGAAACCAGAAAGAAGCGAGAGAAAUGAGAACACACUUAGGACCCUGAAAUUAAGAGCCGUAGAGCAAGCCCACCUUUUCCAACGCUUUCCUAUUAUUUUAUGUUCUCUCAUUUGGCUACUUUUUUUUUUCAUGCACUACACUGAUUACACGAACCUUUAGCUGAACACUUGUUUUCAUUACCGAAGUUAUUAGAGGAACAUCGUCCCUUGCUCAUGUUUCCUAUCAAUUUUGCAGCUCCGCGUACGUUUCUUUUUUUUUUUUCAAGCACUUACGUCAUUUGACCCUAAGCUUCAGAUAACCUCAGGUGCCCUCAGCUCUUUCAUCAUCUUCAAAGUUUCUCGGCCCUUCUAUAGAGUCCUGUAUCUUGCUUUGUUAGGCGUCAGCGGAGGAUAAAAAAAAAAGUUGCGUUAGGUCAAAGUGUUCGCCCUGUUGCUCAUAAUCUGAUGGCGCUCAGAAGUUGAACCGAAUUCAGUGGGAUUACGUAACACGAAGGCGCGCUCUUGGAAAGUUAUUAUCUCAAACAAAAAUGUGAAGGCGGUAAGGGAGUAUUGGCGCGUUGACUACGAAGUCACCUCCCGAACGACACGAGCGGUGGGUUUUCGAUGGCGACGAUUUAAUCUUUAAUGCAACACUAUACGUCGCAUGGACUUGUCGCUUCACGCGAGCAUUUCCGCUCCACAAGGCGCAAAGGCUCUACCCCUGCUGCUUGCACUUCCCGAUCCAGGGAUUGUGUGUCGCUGUGUGCAUAUAGGGCGAUUAAGGUCUUCGAGGUUCGGUUCACACAGCGGUCGCCAAUGACGCAACCGGGCUAAUGAAUGACGUCAGUGCGAGCUUCAGUAAGCGGAAUAAUUGCGUCACCGUCGCUCGUCGCAAGCUCGUAAUGUUUAGACCUGACAGUAAUGACGCAAUGCUUAAAAGCCCGCAGUAAUAGGCCAUUCUGUGUGGGAUAAUUGGCUCAAGCAGCAUGAAGCUUACUACUCUGCUGUCGGCGUCAGAUAUGGUGUUGACGGAAUGCCUAUGAUGACGUGAAUGAGUAAUGAAAUUCACAAUUUUGCCGUCGCCAGAAUACGAGAAG